Molecule: messenger RNA, 5861 nt
Organism: Homarus americanus (American lobster)
Lineage: Eukaryota; Metazoa; Arthropoda; Malacostraca; Decapoda; Nephropidae
Exons: 16
Coding region: 69-2786 (905 amino acids)
Biological process (GO): guanine catabolic process
Cellular component (GO): cytosol
Molecular function (GO): guanine deaminase activity; zinc ion binding
Source: RefSeq, a predicted model, not a curated record
CUGGACUGUGAGGUGAAAGGAUACUAAAAAAUUUUCCUCUGGCUGGCUUGGAGUGCUUGCGAGGCAGAAUGUCUUCAGGUGGUGAGCCACCCACAUCCCAGGCAUUUACGCCUUUUUGGAUUGCUGGGCCAGGCUCUCCAUCCACACCUGUGGUCGGAAACCCAGUGGCCAAUCCUGUUCCCAGUAGUGACUUGGGAACACUGGGGGCUGCAGGAGUAGCUAGCACAGUGCCACCAACUAUGUCACAAGAUAUCACCACUAUGGCCAAUGCUGUUCCUCAUGAUGACUUCACAAAUGGUCUCCCAGAGACACAGCCACCACAACAGCCUCAACAACCAGGGCCUCCAGAACCUCAAACUCUAGUUGAAGCAGCACCACAACCAGAACCCACCCUAGAAGCUGCCCAGGUGCAGUCUACCCCCACUGAAGUUACAGUAGAUGGCAACACUCAAGCAUGUUCUAGUGGUGCGCCAACUAAGUUCUUCCACACUAAUGUUGAGGAGGAAGAGGAGAGUAUCUUGGAAAAACAGAAGAAGAAGAACAAAGUGCAACGAAGAAGACUUUCACCAUCCCAUAGAGAAAUGAUUAUUGAUCUUGUAUUCAAUGAGAAGAAAACAUCCAGAGAGGUUGCACGGUACAUGGGAUUGCCACAGUCAACAGUUAUGUCCGUUGUACAAGUUUUUAAGAAGGAACAUCGCAUACACAAGAAGACAGCUACGGGUCGUAAGCGUCGCCUCACAACUGCCCAAGAGUUCCAGCUAUUUGAAAUGUCACAAGAAAGAGAGAACAUAUCAGUCGAUGAAAUCCGUACACGCUUCCUACAAUUAUUCCCAGAAUUUGGCCAUAUAUCAAAAACUACCAUCUACAGAACAUUAGAAAGAGGAAAGAAAGGGUUAAUAGGUAUGGAUCCUCCUCCUGAGCGUUAUUUAGAACCAAUUGAGCGUUACUGGGGACCCAAGAAAAGGGGAAGACCCAAAAAGACAGGGACAGGUUUAGAGACAUCAGCCAAUCACAGCUUACUUGAGCCAAGUGUUAGUAUAAUGGAAGAGACGGGACCUAUAGACACUACGUCAGAUAAAGAUAUCAGUAGACAAAGACGGUCUCUCUCCAUUGCUGAAAGAGAGAUGAUUAUCAGUCUUUUCUUCAAUGAAAAUAGAACAAUUAGAGAAGUAGCAGACUUCAUGCACUUGGCUAAAUCAACAGUAUCAUCAGUUGUACAGGUGUUCAAAAAAGAACAUCGAAUUCAACGAAAAACCUCAACGGGUCGAAAGAAAAAGUUAUCAGAUGAACACGAACAAAUGAUAAUGGAUAUUCUCUCACACAAAGAAGAUAUCACAAUAGAAGAGACAAGAAAUAGAUUCCUCUCACUUAAUCCUGAAGUUCCUAAUAUCAGCAAAAGUACAAUAUAUAGAAUAAUGGAAAACUGUCAGUCUAAAUUGAGAGCCAGAUCUGAUAUGGAAGUGUUUGUUGGUACUUUCGUCCACUCAACGGAGGACAGUCCUAUGGUUGUUCUUACCGACAUGGUGAUGGGGGUUCUCAACACCAAGAUUGAAUUUAUGGAGAGUUUGGAGGAGCUGGAUCACCUCAAGGCUGAGUAUGGCUUCACAGACUCCAACAUUCACUAUAUGACACCAAGCCAGUUUAUGAUGCCAGGAAUGAUAGACACACACAUCCAUGCAUCACAGUUCCCUAACAAUGGUGUAGCUAUGGACCUGCCGCUGCUUGAGUGGUUGCAAACCUACACAUUCCCAACUGAAGCCAAUUUCUCUGACACGCUUUUUGCCAGAGAAGUCUAUAGUAAAGUAGUGGAACGACUGCUCAGGAAUGGGACAACAACUGCCGCAUACUUUGGAACUAUCCACCUUGAGGGCUCCAAAAUCCUGGCUGAUGUUGUCCAUGAUAAGGGCCAGCGUGCUCUCAUUGGUAAAGUGAACAUGAUGCGUAACUGUCCUGAAUAUUAUAGGGAGCUCAGUGUGCAAGAGUCCAUCAAAGACACAGAAGAAUUCAUCCGUUACAUUAGAAGCAUUCAGUCUCCAUUAGUACAACCAAUCGUCACUCCUCGAUUUGCUCCUACUUGUCCUGAAGAUCAGCUAGCUUCAUUAGGUCAACUAGCAGUUAGAUAUGGCUGCCAUAUUCAGAGUCAUUUGUGUGAAACUCAGCCAGAGUGUAAUUGGGUUAAAGAACUUUUUCCAUGGGCUAAGUCUUACACAGAUGUUUAUGACAGCAUGAGACUACUCAGUGAGAAGUCUAUCAUGGCUCACUGUAUAUGGUUGGCUGAUGAAGAGAUUUACACACUUCGUGAACGAGGAGUUGGCAUUGCUCAUUGUCCAAAUUCUAAUAUCUCUAUCCGGUCAGGCCUGUGUGACAUCCGUCGACUACUGAAUCAUGGGCUUAAAGUUGGCCUUGGUACAGACUGUUCUGGUGGCUACAGCUCAUCUAUGUUAGAUGCCCUUCGCCAGGCACUACAGGUGUCCAAUGUUCUAGCUCUGGAUCGUGACCAAGAUUAUCAGCGACUCACUUUCAAGGAAGCAUUCCGAAUGGCAACACUUGGCGGUGCCAAAGUACUAAACAUGGAGGACCGGAUAGGGAAUUUUGAAAUUGAUAAGGAGUUUGAUGCUCUGCUCAUUGAUGUGUCUGCACCUGGAUCAGCAGUUGAUAUCUUCAGCAAGGACACAAUAGAAGAUAAAAUUCAGAAAUUCCUGUAUACUGGUGACGACCGUAACAUUGCCCGUGUGUAUGUGGCAGGACAUAGAAUAUUGGAUCUGCACAAUAAGAACCUACAUUAAUUGCCUCAGAAUUUCAGAACUAAUCAAGACAGUAGGACUAACAUGUUCAUGUAUGCUUGGGUCUACCAAUUUGUUGAGGAUCCACUGAGAAGAACUGGUAAUGUUUCUUCAGUUUGGAUUCUUAAAUUGAAAUCUGGUAAAGAACACUGCAGAAUUUGUUUAAGUGGUGUCCAGCAAGCAUGUUCCUAGGUGCCAUAUUUUUAGAAAGUUACUGAAUGUUUUGCUGACGAGAAUCAAUAGUGAAUUUUUUUGAAGAAUAACUGAAGAAACGAUCUGGGAAGAUCUUUCACAUAAAAUACAUUAAAGUAACCAUUAAAAAUUAGAAAAAUAACAUUGACAUUCUUAUCCAAGUGACAUGCCAAGUUGGCAUUGAAAAUUAUUUAGAUUUGACAUUGGAAGAUAAAAUAUCUUCUAAUACUGCAGGAUAGAAAGUAAUUAUUUUAUAUAUCUUAACAUUUUAUGGUAUGUAAAAGAAAAAAAGUUUGUCUAUAUAGUAGUGGGGUGCUGCAGCUGAAUGGAAGUGCAGUAAACAAUUUAUAUAACAGGAUUCAAUAUUUCUGUUUCUUAUAGAAACAGUAAAUUUCAUAAUGAAGACUGUAACUAAAGUUAAAUUGAAUGUCAUAUUAGUCUCUCCUUUCGAAAGAUUGUUGACAUAAAAUGUAUAUUAUUUGCUUUGCCUUCAUGGAAGGACUACUUUUAUAUUAUCCCAGUAUUUAAAAUCCCAACAUUCUUACAUAGAUGUCCGUGUGAUGUCGUGUAUUGGAUUUUUUCUAUAACUUAAAUGAUAUUUAAUCUGUGGCAGCUACUGGAUCACACACAAAACUUAAUACAUACUCCUUCCUUCAUAUACUAUCUACUGUAUAAGUAAGGCUCUUAUCUUACUGGUCUUAUGAACAGAAGAAGAAAGAAUAAUAUGCUUAACUGAUCACAUUCUCAGACCUUAUAAAAUACUGUUACAAGUGAAUAUACAGUUUGUAUAAAAUCAUAUAUGCAACAUAAUAAUUUGAGCUUCAACACACAGAUGGGUUGUGAAAGUUUUUCGGUCUGAGGAAAACCUCUCGUGAGUUUAACGAGUGGCAGAUAUUAAUUGUAAUUUUGUUUUAUGUAGUAUAUCGUGGUCAGCUUGAAAAUGUAUUUAAUCUUUACCUGUGCUCUGACCGAGUGAUAAUGUGCCAAUUGGUUGCAGUUGAUAACUACAUACAGUAUAGCUACAUCAUGUGAAAGUGAGCAGAAUCUGAAUAAUUUAAUAGAUGCUUUGAUUUUCACUGAACAGUAGAUUCGAUUUUUUAAGGCCAAGUGCAUCUGUUCCAUUCCAGGAGUUGGAGAAUGGAGUAUAGUUGAUAGAAAGGUGAUUCAAAUAGAAAGAUGUACUGUAUUCAUAUAAAUGGAGUUUCCAAAGUAUAAUUUUUUAUGAAUUUUUACACAUAUUAAAUAAAGAAUUUAAUAAGAAAAUUAAUAUCAAGUAAUUUAAAAAUUUAUUAAUAAAGAAUAACAGUAUGUAUAUAAUGGGUUUUAAUAUAAUCAUGAUGUAUUAUUAUCAGUAAUUCUUUUUUAAAUUUUCAGUAGUAUCUAGUAUCAUCUUAAACACGUUUUGUAAAGACAAUACAGUACUGUAGUUUGUUUUUGUAAAUACACUAAAUAACAUUAGGAAUUUUUUUUUUACUUCUCCGAUGAACAUCAGUACUGUACAGACAUCUGAAUAUAGUAUGCUAUGUACCUGCAUUUUUUUUGCAAAGUUUACUAAACUUUUGAAAAACUGCUAUGAAGAAGGACCGAGUGUGGGAAAUAGUUUACAAUGGUCCCCCAAUUGAUCUUGAGGUUACCAAAGAAAAGUGGGGUUCAGUUAGUUUGAUUUUGGUGGAUUAAAAAUAUCUUAGCAAAUCAAGGGGUUGAGGGAGGAGCUUAUAAAGUUUUGUCAAUCCUGCCCCCAAGAUUUUCUUUCUUUUUACAGAAAACAUUCAGGUCUGCAUUAAGUGUUCCGCAUUAGAAGGGGGUGAAGCGCCACCCCUGGCAAAAUAUGUUUUUGAUGGCUAUCACUAUUUUCACUCUUCCUCUACAUGUUGGCGUUGGAUGUAACCCCCUAGGUAGAAUAGAAAUAUGGAAGAAAGUCCUUCACAAAUAAGGUGUGAUUUCGACUCGGGCCGAGAGCUACGUAUCUGGCUAUGCACUCAGUCAAUGAAGGUGGCUACAUCCCGUUCAGAGUGAGAGGAGCGCGAGCCAAUGACAGCGCGCCUCCCUCGGACCAUACACUCACAGCUCCUCGGCCAAUCCAUGUGCCCAGGUGCUGCCCCCUUCUUAAUUUUGGGGUGUUGUAUAGCAUAAGGGGAGGUUCAUUAUACUUUCUACUGCUAUUUUUGAUAACUUUUCGGCGUAACAUUGAUGUUAUUCGUGCUCCACGGGUGUGAGAAGUGCUGUGCAAUAUCUGCUCGAUAUUAGAGCAAGACUUGAGUGAGGCCAGGCCUUCUGGUGUGGGUCCAGGAGCCCAUUGUUCCUGAGCGUGUGUUUAGUGACGACAGUGCUCACGUGGACACCCCAGGAAUGCUUGGUAAUUGUGAUUUUGGUGGUGAAUUUAGUGGUGAUUAUGGUGAUACAAGUGCUACUGGCGAUGGUGCAGGUGACAAUAACACUUUGAACGAAUAGAAUAACUUUUUAGCGUACUACGAAACAUCCGAAGAUCUUUUUGCCAACUACGAUGAGUUAAAAGACAAUGUGGCAUGCACUGACGGCAAUAAUGACGAUGAAAGUGAAGAUGAAACUGAGUCUAUUGGUAACACAAACAGUGACACUAAUAUAUCACAACAAGAACAUACAGACUGUGAGUUAAGAAGUGGACAGUGACGAGACAUGCAUUGACCUUGAUAAUGAUGAAAGUGAGCCUGACCCAACGAAUGCUAGUGAAAGAUGAGCCCAUAAAUCAGUCUUAUAAUGAAAUUGAACUGUUGCCAGCAUCAAUAAUCAAUGAUUUAGUUGAUGAAGAAUCUGUGUGGCAAUUUUUAGAGAGGGCAGAGAAAGACUUUGAUCAGUACGUAAUUGAUUAUGACAAGGCCAUUAAAGUUAUAAGCACUCCUCAGGAUU